Messenger RNA from Dalotia coriaria, 826 nucleotides. Its product is annotated as elongation factor 1-beta'-like. NCBI's taxonomy places the organism in Eukaryota, Metazoa, Arthropoda, Insecta, Coleoptera, Staphylinidae. Bases 102 to 761 code for a protein of 219 amino acids. The transcript has 2 exons. The record is from RefSeq and is a predicted model, not a curated record. Gene Ontology annotation, molecular function: guanyl-nucleotide exchange factor activity; translation elongation factor activity. Gene Ontology annotation, biological process: translational elongation. Gene Ontology annotation, cellular component: cytosol; eukaryotic translation elongation factor 1 complex.
CGCUCUGUUUCCGGCCUUUUCCUCUCCGCAAUCUUGGCAGACACCACGCAGGCACCGUUCCAAUUCGUGUCCAAUAAAAUUCAAUAGAAUCAUCAGCAAAAAUGGGUUUCGACGUUAAAUCAGACAAAGGUCUUAAGGAAUUCAACGCUCAUCUCGAAGACAAGAGCUAUGUCAAUGGAUAUACUCCAUCCCAGGCUGAUGUGGAGACUUUCACAGCAUUUGCAAAAGCUCCAGCUGCAUCCCUCGUCAACGUCUUGCGUUGGUACAAUCACAUCAAGUCAUUUUCCGCUGACGAACGCAAGAAGUUCGCCGCUGGUGGUGCUUGCCCAAUGAAAACAGCCAAAACCACCACAGCUGCUCCAGCUGCUAAAGACGACGAUGACGAUGUAGACCUAUUCGGAUCCGACGACGAAGAGGAAGAUGCGGAAGCCGCGCGUAUCCGCGAGGAACGCCUCAAGGCCUACGCUGACAAGAAGAGCAAGAAACCCGCCCUCAUCGCAAAGAGCAGCGUGCUCCUUGACGUCAAACCAUGGGACGACGAAACCGACAUGAAGAAAAUGGAGGAAUGCGUACGGAGCAUUGUGGAGGAAGGUCUCUUAUGGGGCGUCUCCAAACUGGUUCCAGUCGGUUACGGCAUCAACAAACUUCAGAUUAUGUGCGUCAUUGAAGAUACCGUUUCGGUGGAUCUUAUUACUGAGAAAAUCGAAGGUUUCGAGGAUUAUGUACAGUCUGUUGAUAUUGCUGCCUUCAACAAGAUCUAAAUUGUCGAUGUUUUUCUUUUUGUCAAGCUUUAAUAACUAAUAAAUUGUUCAAAACAAAAGUAAAA